AUGAGCAUUUUAUGGCCAGAAAAAAUAUUUCAUGAAAAAGUCUUGUUGUAUGUAAAAGAUGCUGCUCCGUACAUGGUUAAAUCUGGCGAAGCUCUUAAAGUAUUUUACCCUAAAUUAAUUCAUGUAACGUGCAUGGCUCAUGGACUACACAGAAUAUUUUUAAAAGCACCUUCACGUGUAAAUACUUUCAAAGAAAUGUAUCCCAAUUUGAGUUUACCUCCACAACCAAUUUUAACUCGUUGGGGUACAUGGCUUGAAGCAGCAAUUUAUUAUGGGACAUAUUUCAAUGAGGUAAAAUGUGUUAUUAACGCUUUAAACCAAAAUGAAGCGAAGUGUAUUGAAAACGCACAAAAUAUUAAAAUUAAAUUCGAAGAUGGAGGGCCAGGAAUAGAUUAUGCUAAAUCUAAAUUUACAAAUGUGUUGUCAAAAAAUCGUGGAUAUUCUACAUUGAAAAAAAUCGAUGGUAUAAUCAACGGCGAGGUACUGAAUGUGAUGAAGGCGAGGAACUGUCAGUUGAAGAUUUAUCGAGUUUUAAAUAUGCACCAAUUAUUUUUAUUGCAUAUAAAUCCGGGCCCUAAUGAUGAUGAUUGUCCAACUUUAAAUACUUCAUUAGACUUGUUUCGCUCUUCAGAUCAUUCCCAAUCAUUUAUUACUAAGCCUAUAUCAAGUAGUACUCAAAAAAGAACUAAAUCAACUAAAACAGAUAAGUACAAGAAUAAGCAACUAUCGAUGACUUCUAUUGACAUUUCUGAAAACAUAGAUCAACAUAAUAUUAGAUAUAAAUCUAAUGUAAGCAUGCCUACUGAACUACUGGUGAAUUCUAGUAAAAUUGUUCUAGAAGAAAAUAAUUCAAACUAUGGCGUGGAUAAAUUAAAGGAACAAAAUGCUCAACAAAAUUCAAUGAAUACUGCUAAUAUUAAUAUCUCAGAAUUUGCUGAUCAGGUUUUUUCCAAAAUGGAUUAUUUUUACAAAAGGAUGUACAACUUUAUGGCUUUUAGCAAUACAGAAUUUCAAAAUUUAGCUCAUGGACAAGAAGAAAUAAAAAAAUUAUUCAACACUGCCAAUAUAAUUACUACUGAGCAUUCAGAUGAUUUUGAACCCUAUUGUUGGCCUAUUUCUUCAUUUGAAGAGCUUGAGGAGAUUGAGAAUAAGCUUUGUGACAGAGAAUUUAAAAACAAACUUAUUUUACAGCUGGGUAGAAUUGGAGGAAAAACUGCAAAAGAAGAUAAAAAAAUCAUGGCAACCAUAUUUUCAGAUGCUAUUCUAAAUCAAUACUCAUAUACUGGUUUCAAAGGAAAAAAACCAUUUAAUAAUCUUAUGGUGAACAGAGUUAUAUUUGAAAUAGUCAGAAAAGACAAACGCUUCUUCAAUAUAACUGAUAAUGAAAUUAAACAAUAUUUAAAGCAAUGGAUUUCUCAAUCUCCUUUCCGCGGAGAAUACGCUAAAAACAGAAAACUAAAGAAUAGAUCAACAUGUGAUAUAAAUAACACAAAUGAAUCUAUGGCUUAA
Messenger RNA from Rhopalosiphum padi (bird cherry-oat aphid), 1509 nucleotides. RefSeq lists its product as uncharacterized. NCBI's taxonomy places the organism in Eukaryota, Metazoa, Arthropoda, Insecta, Hemiptera, Aphididae. The record is from RefSeq and is a predicted model, not a curated record.